AAGAAAUAAAUCAGGGAAGCUAAAAAUAGAGGGGUUUAUAAUAAUUGUGGUUAACAAGGCAGUGGGAGUUGCCUCUUUCAAAGCGCAACUUCUCUGAAAAUGUGUCUAGUGUUUGAAGUGGUUGAGAUUCUGGCUGUUCUGCAACCAUGGAUUUUUUCUUUAUAAAAAAAAAAAAGGAAGCAAAAGUUGGGGAAAUUUGCAGUUUUAAAAAAAAUACGAGAUCCCCUUUUUCGAAAUCCGAAUAAAAUUUAAUCUGUCCCUUUCUGAUGUUUUAGGAUUCCAAUUCCUUCCCUUUCCCGUUCUCUUUCUCUCUUUCCAUAGCAGUCUCCGUUUUCCUAUACAGAGAGAGAGGGGGGAAGGUGCAGGAAUAUACGGUGUUCUGUGGGAGUGAAAGCGAAGGUGAUUUCUCAGAAGUGGCUGGUAACACGGCGUUUCUCUCUGGGUUUUUCUCCGAUGGCGGUAGAGAAGUCCAAGGCUCAAGCAUGGUGAUGAAGACAAAACACGGGAUUUCAUGUUCUGUACCACGGGCUUGCCCAGCGACAUUGAAAUCGAAGUUGACGAUAUGACCUUUCAUCUUCAUAAGUUUCCUCUCAUGUCGAAGAGCGGGAAACUUCACUUGUUGAUAACAGAGCAAGAGACCAAAUCAUUUUCCUCCGCGAAUCUCCGGCCGUCGGCGAAUCUAAAUUCAUCAGUCUCCGCCGCGGAAGACAGUGAUGGAAAGGGAAAACGCCAUGAAAUCGAGGAGGAAGAGCAGGAGUUGGAAGAAGAAGAAGAAGAAGAAGCCGGUUCUCCUUGCAUAAAGCUUCAUAACUUUCCAGGAGGUUCGGAGACUUUCGAGUUGGUGGCUAAGUUCUGCUAUGGCGUCAAGAUCGAUCUCUCCGGAUCCAAUGCCGCUCCGCUCCGCUGCGCCGCCGAGCACCUCGAGAUGACAGAAGGAUACUCACCGGAAAAUCUGAUUUCCAAGGCCGAAAGGUUUCUCUCGACGUCCGUCUUCAAGAGCUUGCGAGAGUCCGUCAAGGCGCUGAAAUCGUGCGAAUCAGUCUCAGGUUCAGCCGAAUCGCUAGGUAUAACCGAUCGGUGCAUAGAGUCCAUCGUCUCCAGAGCUUCGUCAGUCGAUCCGUCACUGUUCGGUUGGCCGGUAAACGACGGUGGCGGCGGAGGGGAAGGAGCGAUCUCGGUCACCGAUCCGCCGCUUCUUCCCGGUGAUGCGUCGAAACAGGCCGAUUCGAGAAGAAAGAAACCGACUAGGGACUCAAAAAUGGAGUCGUGGUUCGAAGAUCUGGCACAACUGAGCCUUCCCGUCUUCAACCGUGUGAUUUCGGCGAUGAGAUCGGGAGAUCUGAGCCCGGAUAUAAUCGAGAGCUGUCUAAUGUGCUACGCAAAGAAGCACAUUCCAGGAAUUUUGCGGUCUAACAGGAAACCGCAAUCGUCGUCAUCCACCGCAGCUUCCGAGAACGAACAGAGAGAACUGUUGGAGACGGUAACUUCGAAUCUCCCAUUGGAUAAGAGCUCCAGAUCUGCAACAACGAGAUUUCUCUUCGGCCUACUACGGACCGCCAUCAUCCUCAACGCGUCAGAGGCAUGCCGCAACGUGCUGGAGAGAAAGAUCGGAUCGCAACUUGAGCAAGCCACGCUUGACGAUCUGCUUAUUCCCAGCUACUCGUACCUCAACGAGACGUUGUACGACGUCGAUUUGGUUGAGAGAAUCCUUGGCUACUUUCUCGACACACUAGAACAAGCAAACGCCGCCGGAAUCGAGGUGGACCCACGAUCUCCGUCGUUGAUGCUCGUCGGAAAACUGAUCGACGGAUAUCUCGCGGAGAUUGCGUCGGACGCCAAUCUCAAACCGGAAAAGUUCUACAACCUCGCGAUCUCACUUCCCGAUCAAGCUCGACUCUACGACGAUGGACUCUACAGAGCUGUCGACGUAUAUCUUAAGGCGCAUCCAUGGAUCACGGAGGCGGAGAGGGAAAAGAUAUGCGGAGUGAUGGACUGCCAAAAACUGACGCUGGAAGCGUGCACUCACGCGGCUCAGAACGAGCGUCUGCCGCUGCGGGCCGUAGUGCAAGUCCUCUUCUUCGAGCAGCUACAGCUCCGUCAGGCGAUAGCGGGGACGCUUCUAGCAGCUCAGACGCCGUCUCCGUCGCAGUCAACGGAGCCGAGACAGUCGGAGAGAAGGAACCUAACAAUAGGGGAAGCGGUAAGGGAGGAAGAGAGAGAGGGAGAGGGAGGGAGGUGGAGGGAAACGGUGAGGGAGAAUCAAGUGCUGAAGUUGGAUAUGGAUACAAUGAGGACGAGGGUGCAUCGUCUGGAGAGAGAAUGCUCCAACAUGAAGAAGGUGAUCGCCACCAUCGACAAAGACGAUCGGCCGAGAGGAGGAGGAGGAGGAUGGUCCAUUACGAAGAGGUUCGGAUGCAAGUUCAAGACGCAGGUCUGCGAUUCGCAGGAGGCAACCAUGGUCGAUCGCACGUCCCGCCGUUCUUGACGCUCCAUCUUUUAUCAUCCUUUCAUGUUUUGAUUCUGUUUAUGCCUUGUUGAUUACUGCGUUACUUUGAUUUGUUUGUUUUGGACGUACACUGUUGCUACUAGUCCCAUAUGGUAAGUUUUUUUUUUCUUGGCACAGCUUGAUUUUGUUGUAAACUUUAUUUAUAAUGAGGAUCGAAAGUUGGUUGGUUCACA
Molecule: messenger RNA, 2679 nt
Organism: Tarenaya hassleriana
Lineage: Eukaryota; Viridiplantae; Streptophyta; Magnoliopsida; Brassicales; Cleomaceae
Product: BTB/POZ domain-containing protein At5g66560
Exons: 4
Coding region: 512-2485 (657 amino acids)
Molecular function (GO): protein binding
Source: RefSeq, a predicted model, not a curated record